AUUUAAAGUAUGUAUCAUUAUAGCUAGCUAAUAAUGGACACAGGACCAAAACAGAGGCGCCACGUAAAUCCACGCUAUACGGCGAACAUCUUUUCUAUUCUAACAUUUGGAUGGACAUUGGAGACGUUCAAGUUAGGUUACAAUCGUGAUAUUGGCAGCAACGAUUUAUAUGCGCCUCUACCAGAACACCGGUCGGAUGUCUUAGGUGAUGCUCUCCAGAGGGCAUGGGAACACGAAGUGCGCACGAGCACCGCGGCAGAAUCCAAGCCUAGCUUAUGGAGGGCGCUGCUUAAAGUCUUCGGAGCAGAGUUCAUGCUCUAUGGACUGAUCCUUGCAGCUAUGGAGUUUAUUAUACGGCUGCAGCAGCCGUUGUUCUUGGGUCUAGUGCUCCGUUACUACAAUCCAAUUCAAGAUUCCCAUAACAACACGAAUCGAUAUUUUUCCCGGCUGUUCCACUACUACGACGCGGCGGGAGGGGUGAGCUGGGGCGAGGCGGUGUUCUUCUCGCUGGGGGUGGUGCUCACGAGCGUGGUCAACGUGCUCGUGCAGCAUCCUUUCAUGAUGGCCGCUAUGCACAUCGGGAUGAAAAUGAGAGUUGGUGUUUGCAGCUUGAUUUAUAGAAAGGCUUUGAGAGUGAGUCUGCAGACGAUGGCUGACAACGGCGCGGGGCUGGUGGUAAACCUGAUGGCAAACGAUGUCAAUAGAUUCGACACGGGACCUUUAUUCGCACACUACCUUUGGAUCGGGCCCCUUGAGACCUUGAUCAUGACGAUGUUCCUGUAUCGAGAGCUGGGUAUGGCAGCCGUAUACGGAAUCCUUACAAUUGUAGCAGUAAUUCCAUUUCAAAUUUUCCUGGGAACACGAACGGCAUACUACAGACUGAAGACGGCUUUGAAAUCGGACGAGCGAGUCCGACUGACGAAGGAGAUCGUCAUGGGAAUAGAAGUGAUCAAGAUGUACACGUGGGAGGAACCGUUUCGAAGGCUUAUAGAUGAUGUCAGGAGGCAAGAAAUCCACAACAUCAAGAUGACUUCGUACAUCCGCGGUGUGAUAAUGUCGUUCAUAAUGUUCACGUCCCGGUUCGGCAUCUUCGUGACGGUGCUGGUGUACGCGGGCGCGGCGCCGCGCGUCACCGUCGAGACUGUGUUCUUCCUCACCUGUUAUUACAACAUCAUCAAGCAGACCAUGACACUAUUCUUUCCUCAGGGCGUAGGACAGAUAGCGGAAAUGAAUGUAGCGGUACAAAGGAUAAGAGACUACUUGAUAAGUGAAGAAUGCCAGUUUCCCCCAAAAACGUUUGAGCCGAGUGCAGGACCUACCGAAACCAUCAAAAAACGUGUAACAAUCGUUGUGGACCCGAAAGUACCUCCUCGUACGCCACCACCUCACAGCCCGGCCAGCACCUCAAACAUUCAAGAUAACGAUAAAAAUCAAGGUAAAGACAAGGUGAUGGUAAAUUUCGAAGGAGCGUCUAGCAGCUGGAUUAAGUCGAGCGACCAGUAUGAUGCCGAGGACAUUCAUAUUCAGAUCUUUUCUUGUUCGUUGACGACGAUAAUCGGAGCAGUGGGGUCGGGCAAGUCCACGCUGCUGCAUAUGAUUCUGGGAGAGCUCCCGUGCCGCACCGGCUCGCUGACCACCGCCGGCACCGUCAGCUACGCCAGCCAGGAGCCCUGGAUGUUUGUCGGAUCCGUGCGCCAGAAUAUUUUGUUUGGCCAGCCGUUUGUAAAAUCCCGCUACAUGGAGGUGUGCAAAGUGUGCGCACUCGAGAGGGACAUCUCGCUGUUUCCCCACGGAGACAGAACCAUUGUGGGCGAGCGCGGCGUGUCUCUGAGCGGCGGGCAGCGCGCGCGGAUCAACUUGGCCAGAGCCAUUUAUAAAGACGCGGAUAUUUACUUACUGGAUGAUCCACUUUCAGCGGUGGAUACUCAAGUUGCUAAACAUAUAUUUGAGAAAUGUAUAAAAAGGUACUUGGCGAACAAAACCGUCGUUUUAGUUACCCAUCAAAUUCAAUUUAUUAAGUCUGUGGACAAAAUAGUAAUAAUGGACAAAAGCAAGAUACUCGUCGAAGGAGCUCUCAAAAAUUUAAGUAAGCAGGAACUGAGCCUGAUCCGCGUGAUGACGGACAAGGUGCGGGAGGUGCAUGAGGAGGAGCCGAGCGCGAGCGCGGUGGCCUCGGUGGCACAGCCCAGCACCGUCAGCGCCUUCCGCAAGCACUGGUCCAUGCUGCUGGACGACAAGCACGCGGAUCUAAAACCAGAAGUAGAAAUGCAAUCUGAAGGGAGAGUAAAAAGUUCCGUGUACAGAGAGUACUUCUUGGCCGGCGCGGCGUGCCCGUACGCAGUCGGUGUUGCGCUCAUGUUCGUGUUCGCGCAACUGUGCGCUAGCGCCAGCGACGCCUGGCUCUGCAGAUGGAGCGACGCUGAAGACCGCUUGACUGGUGAUGCCACUGUUGACAACAUUAUUUGGUCAGAGAGCGGCAUGACCCGACAAUUCUUUGUGUUAAUAUUUGGAAUCCUCACUUUGGCUACUGUGAUUGUCGCUUUACUAAGAGCAUGCAUGUUCUUUUCAUUGUGCAUGCUGUCGUCUAUAAGGCUGCAUGAUAAAAUGUUCGAAUGUAUUUCCCGGUCACCUAUGAGUUUUUUCCAUGCAAAUCCUUCAGGAAGAAUUCUUAACAGAUUCAGCAAGGACUUGGGGGCCGUGGAUGAAUUACUACCACAAGCUAUGAUCGAUUGCUUUCAGAUAAUCCUAAAUCUGGUCGGUGUCAUCGUAGUCAUCCUCGUGAUGGACAUCACUUUACUGAUACCAAUAACAGCCGCAAUCAUAAUAUUUUACAUAUUAAGAGUUAUUUAUAUCCGAACCAGCGGUGCAGUAAAGCGUCUUGAAGGGAUUACGCGCAGCCCGGUGUUCGGGCACCUGACGGCGACGGUGCAGGGCCUGAGCACGGUGCGCGCGUUCGGCGCCGAGGCGCUGCUGGCGGCCGAGUUCGACCGCCACCAGGACCUGCACGGCGCCGCCUGGUACCUCUUCAUCACGUGCAGCCGCGCCUUCGGAUACUUCCUCGACAUCAUUUGUCUGCUCUUCAUCGUUUGCGUCACCUUCGGUUGUAUAAUGAAAACCGACAUAGAUGCAAGUACCGUGGGGCUGGCGAUCACGCAGUCGAUAUCUCUGACCGGCAUCUUCCAGUGGGGCAUGCGCCAGUCCGCCGAGAUGGAGAACCAGAUGACCAGCGUGGAGAGAGUGCUGGAGUACACUAACCUCACACUAGAACCUGCUUUGAGAGCCGAAGAAAAAGAUAAACCACCUCCCGACUGGCCAUCCGACGGUGCCAUUCACUUCGACCAGCUGAGCCUGAAGUAUGCGCCGGAAGGCCAUUACGUGUUGCAUAAACUGCAAUUCAACAUACAGCCUCACGAAAAGAUAGGAAUCGUGGGCAGAACUGGCGCCGGCAAGUCAUCCAUCAUUCAGGCCCUGUUCCGGCUUGCUUACUUGGAAGGUGUAAUCAGCAUCGACGGUGUGAACAUAUCUUCUAUCGGCCUACAUGAUUUGAGAGAAAAAAUAUCCAUCAUUCCGCAAGAGCCAGUCUUGUUCAGUGGCACCCUGCGGAAAAACUUGGAUCCGUUUGGCGAAUACACUGACGAUAUUAUGUUAAGUGCGUUAAGUAAAGUGGAGCUUAUAUCUGAUGAAGAGGAUUCUGAUGCGCUGAACAAGGUGGUAGCGGAAGGCGGCUGCAAUAUGAGCGUGGGGUCGCGGCAGCUGGUGUGCCUGGCGCGCGCCAUCGUGCGCGCCAACCGCGUGCUGUUGCUGGACGAGGCCACGGCCAACGUGGACCCGGCCACCGACGCGCUGGUGCAGGCCGCCAUCCGCACGCACUUCCAGCACUGCACCGUGCUCACUAUUGCCCACCGGCUCAACACGGUCAUCGACUCCGAUAAGAUAUUAGUGCUGGACGCCGGGCGCCUCGUGGAGUACGCGCCUCCGCACCUGCUGCUGCAAAACGCGAAGGGCGCCUUCAGGCGGAUGGUCGAGCAGACUGGCGCGACCAUGGCGGCGGAGUUGCGCCAGGUGGCCGAGGAGAGCUACAAGAAGACACGAGAUUGAAUAAAACUUCAU
This is a messenger RNA of Cydia amplana, 4110 nucleotides long. Its product is annotated as probable multidrug resistance-associated protein lethal(2)03659. The transcript has 29 exons. Lineage: Eukaryota; Metazoa; Arthropoda; Insecta; Lepidoptera; Tortricidae. The record is from RefSeq and is a predicted model, not a curated record. Gene Ontology annotation, cellular component: membrane. Bases 34 to 4098 code for a protein of 1354 amino acids. Gene Ontology annotation, molecular function: ATP hydrolysis activity; ATP binding; ABC-type transporter activity. Gene Ontology annotation, biological process: transmembrane transport.